Penicillium pulvis is the source of this 1281-nucleotide messenger RNA. RefSeq lists its product as uncharacterized. The coding region runs from base 1 to 1281 and encodes 426 amino acids. Lineage: Eukaryota; Fungi; Ascomycota; Eurotiomycetes; Eurotiales; Aspergillaceae. The transcript has 3 exons. The record is from RefSeq and is a predicted model, not a curated record.
AUGGUCACAGUAUCCCUUGCCGUUUUCCAAACGGAUGUUGAGGUUAGUGAGAACAAAUGGAUGGCAGGUGGUGCUCUGCAUGUUGGCAUUUCGACGGCAAAUGGCACUUUGAGUAAGGUGAUUGUUUAUCGCGAUCGAUCUGGCGGUGUGUUCGAAAUUAGUGAAUCUGUCCAGAUUGAAGUUCAGGAAAAAGAAGGCCACAAUACGUAUCUGCUGCGUCGGAGCAGUUCUGCGAAGAACGAGGGGCCAUCUAUUGAGUUUGAAAUCACCAUCAACGGUCUGUCUGAUGGUAUCAAUGAGGGAGCCGCGUCUUUCACUGGAUAUAUUACAGAUCACUCCGUGCAACCCGAAAGCCAGGCUGUAAGAAGGCAGUGGAAAGGUUUAUUUAUUUGCUUCCGUCCUACAGACAUGGAGAUUAUCCGAGAUGGUCCCCGUGCCAUCAAGCCUGAGAUAGCGGAGCUGGUCCACCUGACCCCCUUCAAUCAGUCCCAUGAAGAUGAGGUGUCGGCGGCAGCAUCGAGACUCUUCCAACAAUUGGUCAUCGACUGUCAGUCCGAAAGAGGGAAGAACUAUUUCUUCCAAGGCCGUGAGACACCAGGAUCUCAUCUAGGAUCAAUGUCUUUAGCCGACCGGUUCGAGUACAUGAAGAUGGCGUCCGUUAAGCGAGACAACCAGGAGAUGUUCUAUCAGGCAGGUAUGCAUCUGCUUUGCCGAUCACUACGCAACGCCAAGUGGCUCGACCAAGAAUUUUCGAGCCAGUGCCAGGACCGCGUUGAAUCCUUUUUUCAGGGGUUGACGACAGCAGACACUGAUCAGGGUCGCCGGUAUCGAGAUUGCUUGCGCCGGUGCUACUCCAUCGCGUAUGUAUGUCUCCGUCCCGAGUCAACCUGGCGCCCGGCAUUGGAAAACCCUAGGGCUACAUUCGACUAUAUUGAGAAAGAACUACGCUCUGUGUCCUUCCGUGAACACUGGUUGUCGCGCUUUAUAAAUCUGGAGGACCAGCCUGGGACAGAGUCAUUGCGAACUUGGCUCUCCGUGCUGGGAGACAAAUUACUUCUGCUGAAGACAAUUGAGACUGGCCAGUUCCCAGUAGUCAACUAUCCACCAGAGAUCGAUAGCAUCGUGGACUAUCUACAGAAGCAGGCAGGGGAACUGGGUCUCCUGCGGGGCAGCUUGGUCGAUCCGGACACGCCAGGAAUCGAUUUAAAGCCUACACAGGUCUUCAAUGGAGAAAGUCUUAGAGAUCUCCAAAGUACGUAUCCCCUUGCGCCUUGCCCUUAA